Molecule: messenger RNA, 1329 nt
Organism: Lodderomyces orthopsilosis Co 90-125
Lineage: Eukaryota; Fungi; Ascomycota; Pichiomycetes; Serinales; Debaryomycetaceae
Product: ERMES complex subunit
Exons: 1
Coding region: 1-1329 (442 amino acids)
Biological process (GO): mitochondrion organization; phospholipid transport
Cellular component (GO): ERMES complex; endoplasmic reticulum
Molecular function (GO): lipid binding
Source: RefSeq, a predicted model, not a curated record
AUGUCCCAUAAAGUAACUGUUUCUUCCCAAACAAUCAAGAUGUCAAAUGGCCAUUCAAUGGUAGAACUACCGACGUCCCAAUUACAAACAUCGAAAGAGGAUACUCAAAUACAACUUUUACAACAAUUACAAGAACAAUUAAAAGCACAACAAGAGCUUUUAAAUCAUCAACAUGAAGCUUAUAUCUUGGAACAAACCAAACAGCAACAACAUCAACAAGUACAACCAGACAAUUUUCAUACGCUCCCACCCCAUCAACAAAACACUCACUGGAGCUUCACACAAGGGCUAAUAAUUGGUCAAUUGAGUGUCGUAUUCAUUGUUAUUGUAUUUAUCAAGUUUUUUGUAUUUGCAGAUUCAUCAACCACACCUUCACAGACAAUUAUACGUGAUGCAUCUGGAGUCAUAGUUAAACGAGAUAAAAAGCAGUCCAAUAACAAACGAAGCUCUUACUUGAAUCCAGAAGAAGCUGACGCUUCAGCUGAGGAUGAACGAUUAUUGAGCAAUCGAGCUAAAGUAUCAGCCAUCUUGGAAAAGACAUAUUACGACGUUCAUAAUCAUGCACCAGAAUCACUCGAUUGGUUUAAUGUCCUUAUAGCUCAAACCAUAUCUCAUUUCAGAACAGAGGCUCUUUUAGCUGAUAAUAUAUACCAUUCGUUAAAUGAUUUUCUUGAUCAAACUGAAUUACCUGAUUUUAUGGACAAGAUCAACUUAACUGAAAUUGAUAUUGGUGAUGAUUUCCCCAUUUUUUCAAAUUGUCGUAUUAAACAAAGUAAUGAAGAUACAGGAAGACUAGAAGCCAAGAUUGAUGUUGAUUUGUCGGAUACGUUGACUUUGGGAAUUGAAACGAAGCUAUUAUUAAAUCAUCCACGUCCAUUGACGGCAAUUUUACCGGUAGCGUUGACGGUGUCAUUGGUUAGGUUUUCUGGAUGUUUGACUGUAUCGUUGAUUAAUACUAACGAUCAAGAAUUUGUUGAUCUGAAAAACAUCAACAACAUUAGUAGUGCUGAGACAAACUCUCCACCUACAAGAAAUGGCACCCAAACACAAAGUAACGGCACCAGGAAUGACAACGGCAAUGGAACAGCCUUAAUGUUUUCAUUUUCUCCUGAUUAUCGGUUAGAAUUUGUCGUUAAAUCCUUGAUUGGAUCAAGAGCCAAAUUACAAGAUGUGCCCAAAAUCUCAACCCUUGUUGAAAAUAGAUUACGUACAUGGUUUAUUGAACGAUGUGUUGAACCUAGAUUUCAAGUUGUUCGAUUACCUUCAAUGUGGCCAAGAACUAAAAAUACAAGAGAGCCAGUUAAAGUCAAAGAAGGUGAUGAAAUCUAG